Molecule: messenger RNA, 606 nt
Organism: Polychytrium aggregatum
Lineage: Eukaryota; Fungi; Chytridiomycota; Chytridiomycetes; Polychytriales
Exons: 1
Coding region: 1-606 (201 amino acids)
Source: RefSeq, a predicted model, not a curated record
AUGUCUCGCGAAAUCAUCCAGUUUCAUAAUCCUUUGCCAACUUGGUCCGGGUCCUACUCCGACCUCUCCUUCGCUGCGGAGGAGAGUCAAACUGAUGACCUUGGGCAUUCAACUCUCGAGAGUUGGACAGAUGAGGAUAGCAUCGAAGAAAUUGAUCGCCUCACAUCCCAGCAGGUCAAUUUGGCCGAGGCUCUCGAGUUGAUUCGUGCUUCAAAGGCGCCUUCCGAGCUCGAUACUCUUGAACUCCACACUGCAUACAACACAAUUCUCAACAGUGACCUGGUUCCUCGACCUCAAACAACUACUUCGAUGGCGCCGUCGCCCGGCAUGACGGCGCCUCACAUUGGAAUAUACAAAUCCCAGCCUUCUUUCCCGCCCUCGAUCACCAAGACGGCCACGAGCACGGCUCCCCGCAUGUGCGUCGUAUCAGUGCCGAAACCCCGUAGCAACACUUCCCAUAUCCUGUCCUUCCGGGAUGAGACUACCCACGAUCAUGACAAGAGAUGGCUCCAGAUCAACCGCACCAGAUCAUAUCCAAGCGGACUGACAGCGAGCUCCAUGAAGAAGGUGCUGGGUAUGAUUGGCAAGCUCAUCUUGAGGAAAUAG